CGGGACAGAGCUCUCCUCACACACACACACACACACACUCCAACACACACACACUCUCUAACACACACAUGUCCGGAUUACGCCUCACACUCCGGGGAAAGUUAGUGAAGUUUCCGAGUGAAGUGGCGGAUUUAAAAUCUCAGCCUGCGGAAUGUCACUGCUCUGCGUCCGAGUGAAAAAGGCCAAACUCCAGGGAACUCCAGAUCAGUUAAAUGUCUAUGUGACCCUGAAGGUUCAGAAUGUUAAGAGCACGACCAUCACAGUGCGCGGAGACCAACCAUGCUGGGAACAGGACUUCAUGUUUGAGAUUAACCGUCUGGAUCUGGGGCUGGUGGUGGAGCUCUGGAACAAAGGUCUGAUCUGGGACACCUUGGUGGGAACAGCGUGGAUCCCCCUCAACACCAUCCACCAAUCAGACGAGGAGGGCCCGGGUGAGUGGAUCUCUCUGGACUCUGAGGUUCUAAUGAAGGCCGAUGAGAUCUACGGCACCAAGAACCCGACUCCUCACCGGGUCCUGCUGGACACGCGCUUCGAGCUUCCCUUUGACAUUCCGGAGGAGGAAGCUCAGUACUGGACCAAGAAGCUGGAGCGCAUCAACACCAUGAGGAUACACGACGAGGAUGAAGCGCAAGGAAUGCAGGUCUCCUCCGUCCCCUCGCAGUGCUGCGGCUGGACUUACUUCGGAUGGGGCGAGCAGCAGACUCUAGACGAUCACGACAGCGCGGUGGACGACAGAGACAGCGACUACCGCAGCGAGACCAACAGCCGUCCUCCGCGAUACCACACCACGGCCCAGCCCAACUCCUCCGUCCACCAGUACCCCAUGAGCCGAAGGUCGCGCCCACAACCCGCUUCCGGAGAGCCUGGGGCCGAGUCGAUACACAGCUAUGAGCUGGACUACAGGGAAGGCAGAGGGCCGAGCCCGGCGAGCAGCUCACGGUUCGGUUCGUCCGGUAACCUGAGCCAGGCCAGUUCCCAGUUCAGCUCAGAACCGGAGGAGAGAAGCGACCCAGAGAACCAGACCCGGCAUCCCGUCGGCGCCCGACCUCGGCUCUCCUCGGAGGACGUAGAGAAAGGGGAAAGAGAGAGACGAGCGAGUGCGCAGGAGAAACAGAAAGAGCGUGUCCUCCAUGCCGAGUCAGAGAGUUCCUUCAAAACCGAUUCUCCUCCCAUCGCCGUGGCUCGCCUCCGCUGGCUGAAGGCCAUCAACAAAGUCCGAGUUCACCUGAGCGAGACACACAGUAAUGAAAAUGGAGGCGCAAACCAACAGCCAUGGACCAGUGCUGGUGGAGGAGGAGGAGCGAUCUUUGGGAUCGACAGCAUGCCUGAUCUACGCAGGAGGAAGCCCAUCCCAUUGGUUAGCGAAGUGUCCCUGGUGCAGUCCAGGAAAGCCGCCAUCUCGUACUCGCUGGCGUCUCGGCCUUCGCUCAAAGACGAGGAUCUGAAGAGUCACGUGUAUAAGAAAACGCUCCAGGCUCUGAUCUACCCCAUCUCCUGCACCACACCGCACAACUUCGAGGUGUGGACCGCCACCACGCCCACCUACUGCUACGAGUGCGAGGGGCUGCUGUGGGGCAUCGCGCGCCAGGGCAUGAGGUGCACCGAGUGCGGGGUCAAGUGCCACGAGAAGUGCCAGGAGCUUCUGAACGCCGACUGCCUACAAAGAGCGGCGGAGAAGAGCAGCAAGACCGGCGCCGAGGACCGCAACCAGCACAUCAUCUCAUCCAUGAAGGACCGCAUGAAGAUCCGCGAGAGGAACAAGCCCGAGAUCUUCGAGGCCAUCAGGACGGUCUUCAAUGUCACCAAACUCAACCACGCCCAGCAGAUGAAGACCGUCAAGCAGACCGUGCUGGACGGGACGUCCAAAUGGUCCGCAAAGAUCUCCAUUAAAGUACUGAGCGCUCAGGGUCUGCAGGCUAAAGACCGCACUGGCUCCAGCGACCCCUACGUCACCGUGCAGGUGGGCAAAACCAAGAAGAGGACCAAGACCAUCUACGGGAACCUGAACCCCGUGUGGGAGGAGACCUUCAACUUCGAGUGCCACAAUUCGUCCGAUCGUAUAAAAGUCCGCGUGUGGGACGAAGACGACGACAUAAAGUCUCGAGUGAAGCAGAGGCUGAAGAGGGAGUCGGACGAUUUCCUGGGCCAGAGCAUCAUCGAGGUCCGGACGCUGAGCGGCGAGAUGGACGUGUGGUACAACCUCGAGAAGCGCACAGAUAAGUCAGCCGUGUCAGGGGCCAUCAGGUUACAGAUCAGUGUUGCGAUUAAAGGAGAAGAGAAAGUGGCACCGUACCACCUACAGUACACCUGCCUGCAUGAGAAUCUCUUCCACUAUCUGAUGGACAUUGAGGGACAGGGUGUGGUGAAGCUACCCGCUGCCCGAGGGGACGACGCCUGGAAGGUGUAUUUUGACGAGGUGGAGCAGGAGAUCGUGGACGAGUUCGCCAUCCGCUACGGCAUCGAGUCCAUCUACCAGGCCAUGACAAAUUUUGCCUGUCUCUCCUCUAAGUACAUGUCCCCCGGGGUUCCCGCGGUGAUGAGCACACUGCUGGCAAACAUCAAUGCUUUCUUUGCUCACCCCACCUCCAGCACCAGUGUCUCCGCCAGCGACCGCUUCGCCGCCUCCAACUUUGGGAGAGAACGCUUCAUCAGGCUCCUGGAUCAGUUACACAACUCCCUCCGCAUCGAACUGUCAUCCUACCGGAAUAACUUUCCAGCCAGCAGUAAGGCUCGCCUGUCAGAUCUCAAGUCCACUGUGGACCUGCUGACCAGCAUCACCUUUUUCAGAAUGAAGGUGCAGGAGCUGCAGGCCCCCCCGCGGGCCGCUCACGUGGUGCGGGACUGUGUGAAGGCGUGUCUCAACUCCACGUACGAGUACAUCUUCAACAACUGUACUGAGCUCUACAACGCACAGUACCAGACACACACACAGCCUAAACGGAAGAAAGGAGGGGAUGAGGAGAAAGGGGAGGGGCUAAAGGAGGAGGAGGCGGGGCCAAGCAUCCAGAACCUGGACUUCUGGCCCAAACUGAUCACCCUCAUAGUGUCCAUCGUGGAGGAGGACAGGAACUCAUACACACCCGUUAUAAACCAGUUUCCCCAGGAGCUGAACGUAGGGAAACUGAGUGCUGAAGUCAUCUGGACGCUCUUCGCUCAGGACAUGAAGUACGCAAUAGAAGAACAUGAGAAACACAGGCUGUGUAAGAGCGCCGACUACAUGAACCUCCAUUUCAAAGUCAAGUGGCUUUACAACGAGUACGUCAAAGAUCUGCCGUCCGUCUCCAACGGAGUGCCCGAGUACCCCACCUGGUUUGUGGAGUUUGUGCUGCAGUGGCUGGGGGAGAACGAGGACGUGUCCAUGGAGUUCAUGCACGGGGCUCUGGAGAGGGACAAGCGAGACGGGUUCCAGGCCACGUCUGAGCACGCCCUGUUCUCCUGCUCGGUGGUGGACGUCUUCACGCAGCUCAACCAGAGCUUCGACAUCAUCAAGAAGCUGGAGUGUCCCGACCCCGGCAUCGUCUCACAGUACCACCGCCGCUUCGCCAAGACCAUCAGUAAAGUGCUGCUCCAGUACUGCACCUCUCUGUCCAGCUGCUUCCCGUCCUACUGCGAGAACGAGAAGACGCCGUGUGUGUUGAUGAAUAACGUGCAGCAGAUGCGAGUGAUGCUGGAGAAGAUGUUCGAGUUCAUGGGAGCCAAGCAGCUGGACUCUGAAGCAGCAGAAAUCCUGAAUGAUGUGCAGGUUAAACUCAACACGGUUCUGGACAGCCUGAGUGCUGUGUUUGCCAAAAGUUUCCAGGCCCGUAUCAGUGUGUGUAUGCGUCAGGUGGCGGAGAUGGUUUGUCAGAUUAAAGGUCCUCUGGACCAGAACUCCAGGACCAGCGCAGAGUCGGACUCAGUCACGGCGCUCCGGCCUCUCAUGGAGUUCCUCGACUUACAUCUGAGUAUAUUUGCAGAUCAGUGUGAGAAGACGGUGCUGAAGCGGGUGCUGAAGGAUCUGUGGAGGAACGUUCUGAUCUGCAUGGAGAGAACCAUCGUCCUGCCUGAGAGCAACGAGAGCAUCGGUGCUCAGCUUCUCACAGCAGCCAAAGAGCUCUCCAAGCUAAAGGGAGGGGGCGAGGCCAAGUACCUGUCUCCACGUCAGUGUGUGGUCAUGGAGGCGGCGCUGGAAACCAUCAAGAAUUUCUUCCACGCAGGUGGAGACGGUCUGAAGAAGAUGUACCUGGAGAAGAGUGAUGAACUCCGCUCUCUUCAUUACGCUCUGUCUCUGUACGCACAGAGCACCGACGAGCUCAUCCGCACCUUCAUCAUCACUCAGCACUCACAGGUGCACCACGGGACGAGCCUGAGGAUCACACCGAAGGAGAGCUUACGACCGGAAAAGGCUGCUGGAAUUGAGCAGUUUAUAGGUGAGGCAGUGAUUCAGGUGGACACGACGCCCCCUACUGCCAACACUGAGCAGAAGAUCACCGUCAAAGUGAUCGGGGUGAACGAUAUGAAGUGGCAGACCUCAGGAUUGUUCCGUCCGUUUGUUGAAGUCACCCUGAUCGGCCCGAUGCUCUCAGACAAGAAGCGGAAAUUCAGCACCAAGUCAAAGAACAACUGCUGGACGGCCAAAUACAACGAGAGCUUCAUGUAUGUUCUGGGUAAAGGAAUGAGCUCGGAGUUCUACGAGCUGCAGGUGACGGUGAAGGAUUACUGCUUCGGCCGGGCCGACCAGGUGGUGGGCGUGGCUGUGAUCCCGUUAGCCCUGGCGGUCGGAUCCGAGAGGCGGAGCUUUGUGUGCUGGUGCCCGCUGGCCCCGAACAUCAGCGCGGAUCAGACGGGCAGCACGACCCUGCGCAUCCUCGCCCAGCGCCAUGACGACGAGAUCGCCAAGGAGUUCAUCAGACUGAAGAGCGAGAGACGGCCUACAGAGGAGGGGCAGUAGAGAGAGAGAGAGAGAGAGAGAGGUACAGAGAGACAGAGAGAGAGAGAGAGAGAGGG
This is a messenger RNA of Clarias gariepinus (North African catfish), 4986 nucleotides long. RefSeq names its product protein unc-13 homolog A (gene unc13ba). Lineage: Eukaryota; Metazoa; Chordata; Actinopteri; Siluriformes; Clariidae. Gene Ontology annotation, biological process: dense core granule priming; synaptic transmission, glutamatergic; neuromuscular junction development. The record is from RefSeq and is a predicted model, not a curated record. The transcript has 41 exons. Gene Ontology annotation, cellular component: neuromuscular junction; synaptic vesicle membrane; plasma membrane. Bases 152 to 4930 code for a protein of 1592 amino acids. Gene Ontology annotation, molecular function: diacylglycerol binding; phospholipid binding; calmodulin binding.